Messenger RNA from Stylophora pistillata, 3169 nucleotides. RefSeq lists its product as uncharacterized. Gene Ontology annotation, cellular component: nucleus; transcription regulator complex. Gene Ontology annotation, biological process: regulation of DNA-templated transcription. Gene Ontology annotation, molecular function: protein binding; transcription coregulator activity. The record is from RefSeq and is a predicted model, not a curated record. Lineage: Eukaryota; Metazoa; Cnidaria; Anthozoa; Scleractinia; Pocilloporidae.
UAGCCAUGAAAGCGGCAUGUUUGUGGGUUCAUUAACACUGUGAAAUACGUUUCCAAGGUGGAUGAAUAUGCAGGUAUUCCUAUCGAGAUUGCGUGAAUUUGCUUUGAUUAACCCGUGAAUUCGGCACUCUAAACGAUGUGUUUUGAUGUGUGUUGAAACAAGGAAAAUUGACGGCCGUCGUCAUAGCAGGUUUCAUUUUCAAUUGUGUCGGCAUCCGCUGUUUUUUUUUAAUAUAACUACGGCAAGUCUGUACCGCCUGACGUUGAGACUUCACCGGUGAUGUGUGUAUUGAUAAAACCCUUAAAUCGGAGGAAACUUGUCAGAUAGACUUAUGGAGUUAUGGAGGAGCUAGAAAUACCUAACAAGAAGCGGAAAUUUGACGGAGGGAGUGCAGCCUCAACGCCAAACCACGUGGUGACCAAUGGAGAGUCUAUUGGAACAAGUGAUGCAGCUUCCACUCGACCGCCGUCCCAUCUAAAAUUUAAUCUGUCCAGAUUUGAGCGACUCCGCCAGAUUACAAUUGACUGUCAAAAGCAUACUCGCCCUCAACCGAAACCCAAUGGCAGUAAGAUAAUUCGAUGCAAAGGACCCGUAAAGGAACCGAACCCUGAGAUAAAUUCGUCGAACGAUGCAAACAGCCCAAGCCCUGACCUUAUUAUAUCGUCCGCUGGCUCAUCGCCGGCUCAUUCACCUAAACCAACGGAUUUCAAAAUGUUGUCCACGCCCCCGGGGUCGAAUAAACUCAGAGAUACAAAUCCUUCGACACUUGACAAUACUUCUGAACUGAACUCCUCUGAUCGCCAAAAGGCGUGUAUUAAACUUUUGGACAAAUUCGACGAAUCUUCAAGCCAAACGCUUUCUAAUGGAGUCUCCGCUGAGGCUAGGACUUUAGAACAGGAUUCCUUGGUUGAAGUUUUGGAUGAAGGCGAUCAAACGCGCCCCAUGAACCCUGGCGCCAAGGCUGUCCCUGUGAAUGGUGAAAUCAGUUUGUUAGGGGAGAAUAAAGUGUCAGCGGAUAAUGAUAAAACUUCUGCGAAGGAUCAAAGUUCACCAUCUUUAUCAGACCUGGCUCCCAGUUCUAGCGCGGAGGAAACUACGAGGGACUUUAAUUUUAAUUCGGAUGAAUUCAGACAAAUGGUCAAGAAAAUGAUCCAAGAGAGGAUGAGUCAAAUCCAGCAGUCAAUGGAUGACGACAGCCCGAACGACAAGCUCACUGUUAGGCUAGCUGCACUUGAGAAGGAGAACAAAGCAUUGAAAGAAUACGCCAAGAGGGUAGAAGAUUCUGUAAAAACGAUUUUAAAAGCUGAGAGCCUAAAAGCAAAGAAACGAGAAACUAAAGCUGUUCAAACCCAAGAUUUUAACUGGAGUAACGCUCUUCGUACGAAGACUGUGAAUGUUCCAUCUCCCCCAGCGAGUCUAACGGCUACCAGGCCCUCAAAUGCCAGUGUCAAUAUCAUGACUACACCAACACCACGACUCACUUCCACCGUAGCACCUUUGCCCGGCCACACAGUGCCGCAAUCCGCUCCUGUUAACUAUCGCCCUGCGGUUCAGAGGCAGUCGGAGCCUGUGCGUCCUCGUAUCCCUGUUGUAUCAAAUGUCUCGCCUCGUCCACAAGCACCUAUUGCAUCGGGUGCCAAUUACGUCCCUAAUUACGACCUUGGGCCAGCGCUUAGACCCACACCCACCCAGCUGGCAGUGCCAAGGGGUGCUGCUCCAACUGUGCGCCAAUUCCCUUCGGGUCAUUCAGGGUUUAAUGGCUUAAGAGCUCCUCCCCCGCCAAGUGUUCAACAUCCAAGGCCGAUGAUGAGGAUACAGCGACCCAUCACUAGCCUUCCUGGACCACGUAGCGUUGCUCCAGCUCCUUCCCGCCCGUUGCCCACGGUGACGGUUCAUCCGCAAACUCCGUCUAGUUCUACAUCUGUCCGGGGUCCCCCUGAGUUGCCUUCGUAUGGUUACAACACGCAAAACGCUUAUCAUAACGGGAAGCAUAGCCCGAGAUUUGCUGUAACUCCACAGAUGAGACCUCAAGCACCCCAGCCUCCCCAGGGUGGCCUCCCCCAAGUCACUCAAGUACCUAGACCAGCUUAUCCGCAGUCUCCUAUUCAAGCGUCGCAGUCCCAACAUAUGCUGCAACAGUCUCAUCGUCAAGAACAACAACAACACCCUCAACGACACCUCCCUCCAGUACUCGUAAGACAGAAUGCUCCAGUGCAAAUGCAGUCUCCUCCUCAUGCUGUCAGCCAGCAAGCUUCUCCUCACCCUCAGCAGCCCGGUAUGGUGCGUUAUCAACAAGUGGUUGGACCUCCGAGACAAGUUGCUCCACCGCAACCUUCAGUUCCCCAGCCAAGCUACGCACAAGUACCCAUAAGAUCCCCGCAGCCUGCCCAACAGGGUCUACCGCCGGGUUCAGGGCAACAUCCCCCCGUCUCUCCAGCAGCAGAAGCUAAAGACGUCCCUCCGAAACCUAGUGUCUCCAUAGCGGUAGCUUCGAGCGGUAUUGUUUUGUCGUGGUACAUGGCUCUUGAGGAGAGACACGCGCCUAUAAAGAACUAUCAACUGUUUGCGCUUCAGGACGGCGGCCCAACGGAGAACCCUCACCAGUGGAAGAAGAUUGGAGUCGUCAAAGCGUUGCCACUUCCUAUGGCUUGCACUCUGACUCAGUUCUCACCCGGCAAUAAGUACCACUUCUUGGUACGUGCUACUGAUGAAUAUGGACGACAGGGUGAGUGUAGUGAGGCCUGCACUAUCACGCUCAAAUGAAUCUUCUUUGGCACUAAAACAAACUUUAUUGUUGAGCUCAUCAUCGACAGUAAUUGUACUUGCAUAUAGCAAACUUAAUAUGGACUCUUUAGUCUGAAGUUAGUUUUGUACUCCAAAAACACAACGGCAAGCAAUGAUAGGUCCUUUGUAGAGCAAGGUACUUGGAGCAUAUGUGAAUCGAAAUUUAACAUACGUCUUCCUUACCGUUAUGCGCAGCCGAAGCCAAACGUAUUUAUAUCUUUUACUUCUGGAGGAAAGGAUCGCGAUCUCAGAUGCGCAAAAUUUAUUUUAUUACACCAAGGAUAUGAAUUAAUUGAUUUUCUACUGAUUGUUGGUUACUGUUUUGUAGAUUUUGUUAGCUUUUGGGAAUAAAAGAUUUUAACACUAGGUAGAACGAGCGUUGUAC